Molecule: messenger RNA, 2614 nt
Organism: Clunio marinus
Lineage: Eukaryota; Metazoa; Arthropoda; Insecta; Diptera; Chironomidae
Source: the annotation of a GenBank genome assembly
ACGACAGUUCGUAACAGACUGUCGAGUGGAAAAGAUCAGUUCAUUAAAGUGCGUGUUUGCGGAAAUUUUUGUGAAAAGUUAAAAAAAAGAUAUCUUCAUACGUCGUAAUUCAGUACGCCGAAAAAUGUCAGUUGUUCAAUCUGCUUCCAUAAUACAUGGAAAUGGAAUUUCAAAUUGCUAUAUUGACGAUGAUAUUAUAAUUAAUCAAGUUAUUGAUGCUAAUGGAGAUCCCAUGCAAAAUAUUAAUGGAGUAAAAUUUGAGACUUCAAGCGAUGACGAUGGUGCUUCUGCAAGUUCCAAAGAUGAUGAAAAUGAUGAAAUUAUUUAUUUAAAAACGAGGUACAACGAUGGAACAGUGAAAUUACGCAAUCCAAAUAUCGAGUUAAUGGAUCAAGACAUUCUCUAUCACUUGGCUUUGGGUAGUGGGAGUCACGAUCUUGAAGAAAUGUUUGGUGAUGUCAAGUUUGUUUGCAUGGGUGGAACGCCAAAACGAAUGGAAAAUUUUGCACAUUUUAUAAUGGACGAAAUUGGUUAUAAAUUACCUGCGGGCACACAAUUGCAAGACAUCAGUGCGUUCUCUUACCGCUAUUCGAUGUAUAAGGUUGGCCCAGUUCUAUCCAUCAGUCAUGGAAUGGGUGUUCCUUCCAUCGGAAUCCUUUUACACGAAAUAAUCAAGCUCAUGUAUCAUGCAAAAUGCAAAGAUCCGGUUUUCCUUCGUCUUGGUACUUGUGGAGGCAUCGGAAUAGAAGGCGGAACUGUGGUUGUUUCGGAAGGUGCUGUCGACGGGCUUUUACGUGACACUUACGAGAUGACUGUUCUUGGAAAAGUUAUCCACCGGCCAGCAAAAUUGGAUAGAAAAUUAUCAAGAGAACUGAAAGCUCUUGCUGAUCCAACACAAGAUGCGUACGAAACCAUUUCUGGAAAAACAAUGUGCACAUAUGAUUUCUACGAAGGACAAGGACGUCUUGAUGGUGCUUUUUGUGAUUUCACAGAGAACGAAAAGAUGGAAUAUUUGCAGAAAUUACGUGAAUUCGGUGUCGUAAAUAUUGAGAUGGAAUCGACAAUUUUCGCAGCACUUACCCAUCAUGCUGGUAUAAAGGCAGCUAUCGUAUGUGUAGCAUUACUUAAUCGUCUCAAUGGAGAUCAGGUGAUGGCUCCUAAAGAAGUGAUGAACGAAUGGCAAAAACGACCACAAAUUCUCAUUUCAAGAUUCAUCAGGAAACGCAUGGCACAACAGGGUCAUUUAUGCAGAGUCAAUAGUGACAUUUCUUUGAUUGAAAAUUGUUUUUCAAUUAUUACCUACUUCUUCGUGAAUUGUAGGAAUCAAAGUUUAAGAAUAAUGUCAACAGGAUUUCUAAAAUCGCAAUUUCAUCGAAAUGGUGAUGAAGAAAACGGUCGCUCUCGUGAAAGAAAUGAAACAUACCAAAAUGGCAAAGAAGCUAAUUCUAAGCUAAGGAAUGCUGAUGGAGCAUUGAAGUUAAAAAAUCCAAACAUCGAGUUUAUGAGCGAAGAUUCUCUUUAUCAUAUUGCACUUGGAAGUGGAACUCAUGAUCUUGAAGCAAUGUUUGGAGAUAUUAAAUUCGUUUGCAUGGGUGGAACUUCAAAACGAAUGAAAGAUUUUGCUGAUUUUAUUAUGAAGGAAAUUGGAUACGAACUACCGGUUGGAUCACAACUUCAAGACAUUAGCGCUGAUUCCCAUCGUUUCUCCAUGUAUAAGGUUGGACCAGUGCUGUCAAUAAAUCAUGGUAUUGGAAUGGCAUCACUUGGAGUUUUAUUACAUGAAGUCAUAAAACUUAUGUAUUAUGCUAAAUGUAAAGAUCCAGUAUUCAUAAGAAUUGGAACAAGCGGAGGUGUAGGAGUUGAAGGCGGUACAGUUGUUGUUUCUGAUAGUGCAACGGUUCUUGGGAAAACAGUUCAUCGUCCAAUAUUGUUAGACAAGGAUUUAGCAAAUGAAAUAAGAUCUUUAGCUGAUCCUCAGACAGAUGGUUACAACACAGUUUGUGGAAAAACAAUGGGAACACACGACUUCUAUGAAGGACAAGGCCGCAUCGAUGGAGCUUUUUGUGACUACUCAAAAGCUGACAAAUUGGAAUUUUUAGAAAAAUUGCACGGAAUUGGAGUUGUGAAUAUUGAAAUGGAAGCAUCGAUGUUUGGGGCUUUGACACAUUACGCUGGGAUAAAAGCAGCAAUAGUUUGCGUUGCACUUUUAAAUCGACUCAAUGGAGAUCAAAUUUCAACAAUGAAAAAUGUUAUUAUGGAGUGGCAAAAGAGACCACAAAUUCUAGUGAGCCGCUUUAUUAAGAAGCGUAUUUCACAAGAGAAUUUAAAUAACUUUAAGUAAAUAGAAAAACCUACAUACAGUAUAAUCUCGAUAUAACAUCCUUUCGAUAAGAAAUUUCACUCGAUAAUAAAUUUCAUCUAGGUCGAAAUCUUGAACAAAAUUCCCCCGAUAAGAAAUUCCUUUUCUCGGUUCCUUCUGCAAAUGUUACAUGUAUGGAGAGUUAACUGUAUAGAUGUCAUUCCGGAUCCUGGAAAAAAGAAAUAAAAAAUGUAGACUUAUUUUGAGUUUCUGUACUUUCAUUACGAAUAAAUAAAAAUUUUCUCAUAACCCUAA